Messenger RNA from Aspergillus terreus NIH2624, 2478 nucleotides. RefSeq lists its product as uncharacterized. The transcript has 2 exons. The record is from RefSeq and is a predicted model, not a curated record. The coding region runs from base 1 to 2478 and encodes 825 amino acids. NCBI's taxonomy places the organism in Eukaryota, Fungi, Ascomycota, Eurotiomycetes, Eurotiales, Aspergillaceae.
AUGCCAGAACUCACGGUAGGGUUUGUGUCUGGUAUCAUUGCAGCUGGGGUGUUCGUGAGCCGAAUUCUGAUCCCCCAUGUCAUCAGCUUGAUCGUUGUUGGUCAACUUCCAGAUGAAAAUUCAAUCGUCUCGUGGUCCGUUGUCAGUCGUCUGAUCCAGUCGUCCUCUUGGCCAAUGCUCCUGCGUACAGAUACAGCCGCCAGCACCGGAGUGGGGAGAAGGAUAGAGAUAUACACUUGGCUCCAGUUUAUCGCGCUCGUCCUCGUCGCCAUCGCUGGGAUAGUAACUCCCCUGGGUUUAUACGACACGGUUAUGCCUCAGGACAUCCCCACGUUGACCGCCUUUCACUACGUUCGUGACACCUCAGCCUUCGGGAAGGCUACACCUCCAAGGGACGGCUAUCGGUCAAUCCGCAUGUGCUAUACGGACGGUAUCUCCAACACGUCGCUCAACGGCUGCCCCGGGGCGCCAGCCAAUCUGACUCAGACCAAUGAUGACAUAACCGAAAAUUUCUCAGUCUGGCCAAACAGAAUCAACUUGUUUACCAGCGGAGAUGUGCCUCCUACCGUUGCGAGUUUGUUUGACAUCCAAUGGCGGUCAUUUCGCGUAUCACGGCAACCGUCCGGAAGUUAUGGACCACUCGGAAAUGAGUUUUCGGAAGGUUACUAUCGCCAAAUCUCACAGUUAAUUCUGGAAGAUGACCUACUUGCGGUGGAAGGGCUGAUUGUUGAUACUAAAACCGGCCGUGUCGGUUUUCGCAAUCACACGGUUCCAGUUGACGCUUUGGAGGGUGCAGAGUGGAUGGAGGAUAUCCUGUUCAUCGAGCCCGAGACACGCUGCGUGAACACCAACUUGACCCUGGACUAUAAAUAUCAAACAAACGAUACGGGCUCGGAUGAAUUUGUGGAUCGGGAACUGGUCGACCAUGGCGGGUUCACCAAUCUUUCGCAUGACAGGCCUACCCUCGACCCGGGCAACUUUCAAGUCAACCCGGCACUGCAGGACCGUGCAUACAGAGCAGCGUGGAGUCAUAACAUGUUCCUGAUGCAGUAUUUCAAUAUAACAACGAACGGGUCGGAUGGAUCGGUACCCUUUGCGUACAUGAACUCCAAUGUCGGCAAGCGGUUCCCCCUCAAGUUUAACCGUGGAGAAUUUGGAGUCUCUCUGAGCACAUCCACCAUACAGACGUCUACUGAUUACGGAGCGGUGAUUACAGGGUCCAACCUAAGCAUAGCGGCCACGACAGGUCCAAAUCCUUUCAACGUUACUGGAAACGACGCUUUCCAAAUUGGUCGAGAGGCGUGCCAGUACCCUUCAUAUUUCGCCCGAUCCAACAUGUCGUUUGUGGCUGCGGAGUGUGGGUUGGUAUUCGCUGCUCCGCAGAGGACCGACGGGGGGAAUGCCCUGUUUCCAGACGCCAACAGUAGAUGGAGCACCCCGAUAUAUUCCUGCGCAGCUGGGACCAAGGCAGCCAUUCGCGAGGUCAAAUUCCACUACAAUGGAACUGGUGGGUUGGAGAAGCUGGUUAUUCAAAGCAUCAAUGAGAAGGCAUACUCGAAUCCCUCCGAAAUGCCUCUUUGGGGUGUUGAACGAAAUCAGAACUACACACUCUAUAAUGUGCGACCGCUCUGGGGAAUAGUGUCUCCUGAGACAAUCACCGGUGACGAUAUCUCUGUGGUUCAGCGGGACCAUCUUUGGCUACCAGGGUUUCCAGACAUAGUAAGCCUCGAACCGGUUAUAGCGAACGGAGAACCAAACAUGCCAGGGAAUUUAUUCUAUGCGAGAGCGCUGCAGGAUCUCUUUCGCAUCCAACUGGGUGGGCUCUCUCCUGAAGCCUUAAUGGCGUACACGGGCAAGCUGGACCUGGCUCUCUACGCCCGGUGGCUAGAGCUCUCCGCCUCAUCCACGGGCACUGAGAAAUUACUCAACCAGGUCUGGACCGACCUGGCUGCAAACUCGGUUAUCGGUACUCGGGGCUGGCAUAGCGGGCCCCGACCCUCUCUUCGCUGGAACGGUGUGCCCGAACGGGACAAAACAAUACCUACACCGAGCGUGCCUGUUGUCCUUUGGUCGAGAAGGAUCCGCUACCAUAUCCAAUAUGCUGUCCCCGCGUUCAUUACGCUGGGAAUAAUUGUUGCCCUGAUUGGGUUGACUGUGUUCCUUUUGGUCUCCAGACGAACUGGCCUGAGGCAGUUGCGUCGGUAUCUUGCCAUAACCUCCCCCGGUCGCAUUCUUGGGCUUUCCCAGGCUCUUGACCAGGAAGUCAGCCAUCUUACAUCCACCAAGAAUUGGAUCCAACAAGUUGGCAUACAUCGUGUUAACUUGCCGGCACGAAUGGCAAGAAGUGUGCCUUUACAGUCUGUUACCCUGUCAUCGACCUCGCUCAACGAGCAAGCACCGGUCUUCGACCCAAGUCUCACUGAUCUCGACAUCGACGAGAUGUAUAUAUAUGAUAGAGUAGGCGAUAGACCGUCUUAA